Molecule: messenger RNA, 3495 nt
Organism: Eimeria necatrix
Lineage: Eukaryota; Apicomplexa; Conoidasida; Eucoccidiorida; Eimeriidae
Exons: 8
Coding region: 1-3495 (1164 amino acids)
Biological process (GO): DNA integration
Molecular function (GO): nucleic acid binding
Source: RefSeq, a predicted model, not a curated record
AUGCCGAGCGGGACGCCAGCCCAUCAUCGCCACGCGACUCCGAAGCCCACCGUGGCAGAGCGGCCGCAUGGGCAUAAGGAGGCUCCCCCGCAGGUGAUACCUAUGACCAAUGUUAUGCCAGGGAACAGUCCCUUCGUCACAGCGUGGGUUGAGUUUUCCCCCGACGAACUCGCGGACUAUUACUGCACCGGGCUACCAACAGACCUCCAUCUUCUAAUAACCAACAACGGACAAGUGAAAUAUCAGUCGCGGGAACAAGCGGCGACCGCCGCAACACGGCUCUACGAGCCCAAGCAGAGUGUGCUGGAACUCCGAGAAAGGACCAGUCGAGCCAUUAGGGCUGCCGUCCAAGCUAAUGGACCUCGUGGGCACCACGAAAUUGAAAAUCGCCCUGGGGGAACCCACGCGAACUGCUUUGAGUGUCAGGGUCGCGGACAUCCGUGGGGAAACCAACUCCUCCGCACUGCGCAAAGAACUAAUACGAGCGAUGGGCACGCGGAAGGGACUCAGCCGCUUUCGGAAACGCGGCGGGAGUCUGGGUCAGCGUCGAUCCUGAGUGAAGAGAUUCCGGACGCGACGACGGCUACCAGCAGGAAGUCUGCAGAGGCAACGGAAGACGGCGAUAGGUCAGACGCGACAGAGAUUGUGCCCCACUGGUGGAGGGAGACUUGCACAAAAGAGUCUUACGACCAAGGGGGAGCGUUGUGUUGUGUGGGUGCGACGGCGGUACUUCGCGUUGAGCUCGCAGGGAGUCCUUGGGACCUUCUAGUGGGAACCAUUCCCUAUGACUUAGUCUUGGGUUUGGAUUGGCUGACGGAACACAAGGUGGCCUGGUAUUUUCAGUCUGACAAACUCCGAACCUAUGUGAAUGGCCAGUGGUGCGAGUUACCGGGCGUUCGGACUGGUGAAGCAACGCUGCAAGGUGGCAGCCCCACCGUAGUCCACCCAAGGACCCCAGCAGAGCAAGCAUAUGAAAUUUUGGCCAAACAAGUGGCGGGUAUGUCAGCCGAGAAGGCAGCUGUAUUCCUACGCCCGCCUCCAAGGAGGUAUAAGUCCCACGCGAAGACUAAGGCGAAGGCGCGGAUAACGUCGCUCGUUCGUCAGGCGGUGGCUGAUACAAAGGAUCUCAGGGCUCCAUUGCACGGCUUGCAUCUCAUACUGGCUUUGCCCGAAGCCGGUUCGGCAGUGCCCCUGAGGCUCUUGGAUGAAUGGCAAGAGGCGCAGGAUAUUCCAUGUGAGGUUGCCCAGGUGUUGCACGAAUAUCGAGCGGUUUUUCCCGAUACCUUACCUAAGGGAUUACCGCCGAAGCGCCCUCAUGAUCACCAUAUUCUACUUGUGCCUGGAAAGCAUACAGCGAAAUCUGCAAUAUACCAUAUGACCCCAGAUCAGCUCACAUUCCACAAACAGGAGAUAGCUAAAUUAUCCGACAAUGGUUGGAUCGGACCGACCUAUUCGCCUAUUUGCUCUCCUACGAACAUGGUAGACAAACGUGAUGAUGUCUCCGGGGAGCGGAAGAUGCGUAAGGUUGUCAAUUACCAGGCUCUAAAUGCCCUUACGAUAGCCCCUGAUUUUCCACUACCUCCCAUUCAAAACAUUCUGGAGCUGCUGGGAGGCGCCAAGUAUUUUUCCACCUCGGAUCUUGAAGCAGGAUUCCAUCAAAUACGUAUGGCUAAGGAGGACCGGUGGAAGACGGCUUUCCGGUCCGUUCUCGGACUAUUCGAGUGCUGCGUGAUGCCCUUCGGCCUUAACGAAGAUAAAAUCGCAGCCAUCCGACAUUGGCCAGAGGUGCUGGAGAGCGAAACGCAAGUGCGCCAGUUCCUCGGUACCAUCAAUUACUGUCGCAUGUUCAUGGGACCGAACUAUGCAGACGUUGCCCGGCCGCUGGUUGAUCUUACGCCCCGGUGGCUAGACUUUCUUGCGGAUUUCCCGGAUUUGCACAUCACGUAUGUUCAAGACGCGCGCAAUCAAGUUGCCGACGGCUUGUGUCGCCGUCCCGACCUUCCUGACACCUGCUCGCACGACACACCAUCGGUACCACUGAUGCUCGCAAUAGGACAAGCGAGCGAGGCUCCCCACCCUUGUGCCCGGCCUCCCAACUACAGGGAGCUCGCCGGAAUUCGUUCGCGACGGCCUAGACGACGCAGCAUGCCGUCUGCGCCUUCACCUGCGCCGCCGGAACCCAACCCAGAGGCGGAACAUCCUACAGUCACAACGAAGCCACCAGCUGACCCUCCUGAUCCAGCCAUCGAGGCCAGAAGAAGACCUUUGCGGCUCUCAGCAGGCACUACUACUGGCCAGGAAUGCUACUACACUACUGCUUAUUUUGAGUCAUGUACCCCCUGUCGAGCAUCAAAAUCUCUUAACCAGAAGCCUGCAGGCCUUCUUCAACAGUUGCUCAUCGCUUCUCGUCGAUGGGCGCACGUGAGUCUCGACUUUAUCACAGAUCUUCCCCUUACAACGACAGGGCACGACUCGAUUCUUGUCAUGGUCGACUCCCUCAGCAAGAUGGCUCAUUUCGUUCCUGCAAAGAAGUCAUUCGCAGCAGCAGACACCGUGGAGCAUCUCGCAGACCGCCUUAUCCGCUAUCACGGUUUUCCAGAGGUGCUUAUAUCGGAUCGCGACCUCCGUUUCCAGUCGAAUCUUUGGAACCAACUCUGUCGCCGCUUUAACAUCAAACGGUGCAUCUCCUCGUCCUACCAUCCCCAAAGCGACGGCCAAACUGAACGGGUUAACCGCACACUGGAGCAGAUGCUUCGUACCUAUAUCAAAUCUGACGAACGCGAGUGGGAGCGUUUGCUUCCGGCCUUGGAACUUGUCUAUAACACAACAAGUCAUUCAUCCACUGAGCUCUUUCCUUUCGAGGUCAUGAUUGGAGAGAACCCGUUGACUGCUCCGGACCUUGAUAUCGUACGCGCGUUAGCUCCUACGCUCACUCCUCCGAUGACUAAGCUUUUCCGGCAGCACUGCGACAGAGCACAGAGUCACAUCCUGAAGGCAAAAUGGCAGCAGAAGUACUACGCAGACACAAAGCGCCGAGCAGUGGAGUAUGCGGUGGGAGGCAAGGUCUGGCUCAGCAGCAAGCACCUACCGCCUUUCAACAGCUGCCCUAUGUUCGAGCCCCGUUACCGCGGACCCUUCGAAGUCAUCGAACGCAUAGGAACUGUCGCUUACCGUCUCGGUCUGCCUUCCACUCAUGAAUGCCAUAACGUUUUUCACGUCUCGCAGCCAGUUCCCCACCGCCCCCGCCCUCCCGCUUUGGUUCCCUCGGCAGCCGACGCCGCCUGGCCUCCUAUCCACGAUGCAGCAGGCAAUCCCACAGAGAAAUAUGAAGUCGACUAUAUUAUGGACCAAAGCGGCUCGGCAGAUGCAGCCCAGUACCUCAUGAAGUGGCGCGGGACCCCUGAAGAUCAAGCCACAUGGGAGCCAGCUCACCACCUUACAGGCUGCCCGGCUUUGCUUCGCGCUUGGCGCCUCCAUCAACGAAGACGUCUUUAG